UAAGAAACAAAAAUAUCAAAAAAUCAAAACAGUCCGACAGAGAUGUUAAUAAUAAUAAUCUGUGUUAAAAAAAUCAUUGCUCUAGCUUCAAAACCCACGGAGGAAACAGUCGAGUACGUUUGUAUGGAGAAAUGACCACUCCUGUUGCCUCUUAAGAAGCGCCUAUCGGCCAGCAUUGUUUACGGCCGUAGGGUUUUUUAACCACGCAGGACGUUUCUUUAUAAAAGGUCAGCCGGACUCAAACGUUCGCUGAUUAGUUCUUUGGCAUUGCGGUUUUUAGCACGUUUAUGACCAGUUAAAAAAAAUCUUAAACCAAACCGGCCUAGUCGUAGUUAUAUUUCUAAAUUAAAGUGAUCCUAUCACUGCAGCGGGAUUUAUGAGAAUAUUUAAAGUGUGAAGUGAUUUAAAAAUCUUAUUAUUAUAGGAAACUCCCUCAAAGAACCUCUAGUUUCGUUGAGAUGAAAGAUUGCAGGUUCAAUUCUGGGAACUAAAUUUUGUAGUUAUAUUUUGCCUCGUAAAGCGUUAUUUAUGAUAUUUUACAUAAAAAGCGAUAGUAAAAAAUCAAAGGAGACACAAUCAUUGUUUGAUUUAAAUAUUAUAUUUGUUACACAUAAUGAUGUAUGGACGUCUUGUGAAAAUGGAUCUAACCCAUGAAAUGUUGAGGACAUACUUUGUAGUGUUUAUGUUCGUGUUCGUGACAGCGGCAGAAUUUACUAAAGAAGUCGAUCGUUACCCAUUUGGAGUGGUUUCCGAAUAAAAUAAAGAAAUUAGCAGUACAAAUGGCGGACUUAACGCCUUAAGACAUUCUCCACCAGUCAACCAUCUCUACCAGGCUUACCAGAUACAGUUAGUUUGGUGCAGGAUUGCAAAAAGUCCAAACCCAGACAAACCCGUCGCCAUUAAACCAAAAAGCCUAAAGAAACUGUACAUGACAGUGAUGAACAAAGACCACAGACUAACAAGAUCAUACGAUUAUUACCACAUAGGGAACCUAGCCAAGAACAAGGAUAUAGACUUUAGUAAGAAGACGUUACUAUACUGUGGCGGUUACUUGGAUUCUACUAGUUGGCCUCUAGGGAGUGAACUAGGGCAAGUAUAUAAGGAUUCGGGAUAUAAUGUGCUGCUGUUGGAUACUUUGGAGUUUACUGCACGGUUAUAUCCACUCGCCUCACAAGUAAUACGACCAAUCGGCAAGCACGUAGCCGAAAUGCUGGUUAAGCUAACAGCACACGGCCUUGACCCAAAAAAGCUGGAGCUCAUCGGUCUAAGCCUCGGCGCUCACACCAUGAGCUUCAUCGCCAAGAACUACCGUCAAAUGACCGGCCAAAACAUCUCCUCACUCACUGCCCUGGAUGCUGCCGGGCCUUGCUUUAGACAGGCAGCACCAGACCAAAGACUGGACCCUUCCGACGCUGAUUUCGUCCGUGCGGUUGUCACAAACAUGGACGGUUUCGGCAUAGACCUCCCUGUCGGACAUGUUAUGUUCUACGCCAACGGAGGAGAUUACCAGACAGGAGACAUAUCUUGGCUACCCUGUGACAUCGUUUGCAGUCAUCUCAGAGGAUACUUACUUUGGCUAUCAGCUUUACACAACCCUGGUACUUUCAUCGGUGUGCGUUGCGAUACGAUGCAGCAGGUCAGAGAUGGUGACUGCUACGAUUUAAAACCAAUGGUCACUAAUACAUUAGAUUUAUAUACUGAUAGAAGUAAACCAGGAAUCUAUUAUCUUCAGACGAGUAACUGGUACCCGUAUGCUAUGGGGAAGAGAGGGUUGAAGAAAUAAAAGAUGGGAAUGUUUCAUGUUUCGACAUCCUUAAAUGAUGGUUCAAGUGAAAUAAGUUGAUUGAAUGAGACUAAAACAAAUAUUGUAUUAAUGUAAGAUAUCACAUUUAGGCGCUGACGUGAUGUAUUCUUUGAAUAUUAAAUACUAUAAGUAGGCAAAUAAAUCACAAAAGUAUCCAGAAAUAUAGUAAACUAACGUUGUAUUGGGUAAAAUGAAAAAAGUUGUAUUGGGUAAAAAUAAUAUCACUUUAUUGUAUAACUCUUCUUUUUAUAUAAUUCAAAGUUCAUUUUAAUUAUCUGAAUCCACAACUUCUCAUAUUAUGUUCAAAUAAAAUCUACACAAUAAACUAAAAUUUUAAAAUGCUGUCAGUAAGUAAGUAAAAUAUUCUUUAUUGUGCACCAUAUAUUUAAAAUAGACAGGAAACGAAAUACACUUAAAAGCUAGGUGUCAAUUACUUUUAAAUUGGAUACUACACUUAGAUAAGUUACAAUCGUACAAUUAAAUAUGUGAUAUUAAUUAUAGGGUGCCCUAUUGAUUUUCCGACAAACUGUAAGUACGCCGAUUUUCGAUUCGCCGACAACGAUUCGCAGACGGGUUCUUUGGCCGAGUAACGAUUGGCAAAAUGUUAUUAUGAAAUGUAAAUAUGCG
Cydia pomonella (codling moth) is the source of this 2431-nucleotide messenger RNA. Its product is annotated as phospholipase A1 member A-like. The record is from RefSeq and is a predicted model, not a curated record. The coding region runs from base 929 to 1783 and encodes 284 amino acids. Gene Ontology annotation, molecular function: lipase activity. NCBI's taxonomy places the organism in Eukaryota, Metazoa, Arthropoda, Insecta, Lepidoptera, Tortricidae. The transcript is spliced from 4 exons.